AUGGCAUUGGCAUUGAAACCACAUGCUGCUCAGCGAGUGGAUGCGGAAGCCAAGCUUACUUACACUGAAAGCUGGCUUCAGGCAAUCCGAAAGGAUGAAGGCAACGGCGCUGCUGAAUCACACAAGUCCCCGCACUCAGCGCCGCUUUCAGUUUUAUACCAGUCGAAUUUAGAUGCCUUUCGUUUCGUUUGUUACAACACAAAUCAAACAACCCCAGAUCUGUCCUUGGGAAUAUCUUCAACUGCUAUGCGGGAUGAAUUGGCCAGAUUUCAGCUCUGGGGUGACGAGGUUGCGCUGGAGGUCGUAGAUCGUGUUCUAGACCAAGCAGACGACCUCAAGACCAAAAUCCUCCAGUAUCUUGUCGAAAUUGGGAGGCUACUCGAGCAAGCAAGGGAUUUCAAAGACAGCUCAAUCAUCGACAAGCAUCCAGUCGUGACUCUUCCACAUGAGUUAAAGCAGCAUUCUAGGUGCAAGCGAUCGCGUGCGGUUUCGGAAACUGCGAGCUCUGAUGAAAGCGAUAACGACUCGAGUGAUGAAGCGGGUGACCUGCCAGAUGAUAUAGGCUUUCAAACAAAGUGUCUACUUGAGUUGACCCCGACCAUCCAAUGCUGCAUCGAACGAAAUCAGAACUCAAAUCUGCAAGCCGUUCCUGCCCAGCAGUUCACUGUCUCGGGUCCGGCCUACUAUUAUGUUCAAGUUGUUGGCGAGAAGUUCAAGGAUGCUCCUAAGCAACUAGUAGAGCGCCUUGGGGAAGCCAAUUGGCAGCGACACAAUCGACUGCGUCAGGUAGAAACAGGGCAACCACAGAUCGAGAUUAAUGACACCAGCACUGUCAAGCCCAAAUCCGUUUUUAAUGAUUCAGGCAUAGGGACGACAGAAACGGGCAGCUUGCGCUACGCCGCUUCCGUACAAUCACAUUCCUCUUUCAUCUCAAGUAAUGCGACGGGCGAUAUCAACCGCCUUCGUGUACCGUCUGCACCGGAAGAGGUGAAACGCGGCGUACCAUUCUCGUGCAAGUACUGUGGACAGAUGCAGUACAAGAUAAAAAAUCGGGUUGAUUGGAAGUAA
This is a messenger RNA of Bacidia gigantensis, 1068 nucleotides long. RefSeq lists its product as uncharacterized. Lineage: Eukaryota; Fungi; Ascomycota; Lecanoromycetes; Lecanorales; Ramalinaceae. The coding region runs from base 1 to 1068 and encodes 355 amino acids. The transcript is spliced from 2 exons. The record is from RefSeq and is a predicted model, not a curated record.